Molecule: messenger RNA, 1437 nt
Organism: Labrus bergylta (ballan wrasse)
Lineage: Eukaryota; Metazoa; Chordata; Actinopteri; Labriformes; Labridae
Product: fibrinogen alpha chain
Biological process (GO): protein polymerization; platelet activation; blood coagulation
Cellular component (GO): fibrinogen complex
Molecular function (GO): signaling receptor binding
Source: RefSeq, a predicted model, not a curated record
UGAAGCUGAGGCAGCAGAGUCCAGAUGCUCGACGGCCCCCCGUUCACGCCAUGACCUACGAUAGGCGACGCUGUCGGGGGAAAUCAAAGGUCCCCAUGUGCUCAGACGACGACUGGGUUUCCAAAUGCCCCUCCGGCUGCAGACUCCAGGCUUUUAUCUCGCAGAUGGAGAGCCAGGUGGAGAGAAAGCUGAGGACGGUGUGCAAGACAGCAAAGAUGUAUGAGGAUGUAGCUGAGAAGUCCAUGAAGGCGAUGACACACAUCUACAGCCACAACCGGAGAGUCAUCAUCAACAAACACAUGUCAGAACUGAAGUUUGUCGAACACACCGAAGAAUUAGCCAGAAACUUCUCCUUGCUGCUGAAAAAAUCUUCAAGGCUGUCGAAGCAACUGGAGGAGCUGAACCACAAAGUCAAGGAACAACUCGAUGAGAUGUACCAAACAGAGGUUGACAUUGACAUGACGCUCCGAGCCUGCCAGGGGUCCUGCCAUGUGGUCGUACCAUUCAGUGUUAGUCAUCAUAGUUAUGAAAUGCUUCAAGCUGACAUGGAACAAAUGGCUUUCCACCAGAAAAGGAAAGCAGCCAUACCUCCUCAGGACCUUCCACAUGUCAAACUGCAGCCUGUAGAUGUGGGCCAAGUUUCAUCAGGAGAGUAUAAGAGCAUACCCACAGUCCAAAGAGAACUGCUCACCCAGUUUGAGGACAUUGGACAGAACCAGAUUCUUCUGGAGCAGCUGCUGGAGGAGUCUACAGCUGUGGACGUUGACACUCCUUCAGAGCUGGAAUGAAGAGUUCAACUGAAGGACCAAGACCAAGAGGAAGACAUAUCUGACCUCAGACCCAUACAGACAUGAUGGCUUCUGGGGGUUUUGUGGGACUUUUCAGUUCAAUGUUUGGUUUGGAUAGAAACCACAUUUGUAUUUCUGUUUGAACAAACAGGCUUUCUUAGAGUUGAACAUUUGAAGUGUCCAGCUGCAUUACGACAAUUUCAAUGAGAUUGUUGUGACAAAAUGUUUAAGACCGGAACAAUAUACAAGAUAACAAGAUAUUUAAAGAUUAGAAAUCAGUGUGAUUUAAAAAGAUCAAAACAAUAAGAUAAUUACAAAAACACGUUUUAUUUCAAAUUCUCUGUCUCAAUCUUUUUCUCAAGAUAAAUUUCGAGUAGUCUUGGAAAACGCUUUUUUAGGUUCUUACUGAAACUGUUUUUAAUGUCACGCUCUCUGACUGUUUAUCUGUCUUAGUGUGUGAUGAUUGUAUUUGUCUGUUUACCCUUAAACUAUUUAUGAAUCAAGGUCUUUAAUCUUAAUGACUUGAUCAUAUAUGAUGACGGCUGUUUCAGAUUAGAAAUAUGUAAACCAAUAACGCACACUCCUUUCUCUCCUGCUGUAUUUAUUUAUAACAUCUCCAUCUUUCCACUCACUUUAUAUCACACCCACA